AUGGCGCAGUUCUGGACCUCUCACCUCGGACUCCUCGUCGGUUGCGAGAUCGUGACCCUCGUCGCUUUGAUCUUGUUCAUUAUCGCUUUAUGCGCGGGUAUCUCGCGCGGUUCGCUCGAAAGAUUGGCGAUGUUCACGGUCGACACCAGCUCUUUGACUAGCACCACGUCGACCAGUGCCCUAGCUAUCAAAGAGUGGUACGAGGUGCACUACCUCUCAAUCUGCUCGGGGAUGUGGAAUGGUCACGUCGCCAGCGCGGGCAAGAACCACAGCACAAUCAGCUGCACAUCCCAGAGCGCCGGGUACACCUUCUCCCUGGCCCAGAUCAUCGGCGGCGGCGAUGCGGGACAGCAGCUCCUGCUCGCAUAUCACCACCGUACGCUGGAUACCAAAGCUCCAUUUGUGCUCCUCGUGCUGGGCAUCGCUAGCAUGGGCCUCACCGUCCUCAGCUUCCUUUACGGCAUUGUCGCAUUACGGACCAAAACCAGGCGAAGACAACUUCACAAGAAAGAGAUGCCGCUUGUAGUCUUGCGCAUCGGGUUCUUUGCGUGCAUCGCGUCAACGAUAUUACUGACAAUCUCAUCUGCGAAAGUCACUGCGUCGGCAGGGAAGAUGACUGGCAGGGUCCAGAUCGGUGGUGGGAGAGCCAUCCAUGCUUGGAUGAACAGCGGAUUCUAUGCAGUCACCUGGAUUGGCAUGGCAUUUGUCUGGGUGGCGUUGGGACUGGAGAUUGCGGCGGCCUUCAAGAUUGCUGCCGUGUUAGAACCUCGGGGGAUGCAGGCUGCGGAGGUCGGUUCAGAAGGAGGUUAUAAGUUGGCCGGUUGA
This is a messenger RNA of Cladophialophora psammophila CBS 110553, 825 nucleotides long. RefSeq lists its product as uncharacterized. The record is from RefSeq and is a predicted model, not a curated record. The coding region runs from base 1 to 825 and encodes 274 amino acids. The transcript has 2 exons. Gene Ontology annotation, cellular component: plasma membrane. NCBI's taxonomy places the organism in Eukaryota, Fungi, Ascomycota, Eurotiomycetes, Chaetothyriales, Herpotrichiellaceae.